This is a messenger RNA of Neospora caninum, 2037 nucleotides long. RefSeq lists its product as hypothetical. NCBI's taxonomy places the organism in Eukaryota, Apicomplexa, Conoidasida, Eucoccidiorida, Sarcocystidae. Bases 1 to 2037 code for a protein of 678 amino acids. The transcript has a single exon. The record is from RefSeq and is a predicted model, not a curated record.
AUGAGUGAUACCUCCUCGGUGAGCAUUGAAAUCGUCCCUGAUUUGAGUCCAGCGCCGGGAUGGGGACUCCGGCAGUCGCAGUCUUUGGAGCGGGAAGCCCCCGUCGCGGCAGGCGAUACUGAAGAGGCUUCGGCGUCCGAGGGUCCGCAACCUUCCGCGGCGGCCACUUUGAGUCCGAACCGAACGAGGUCUUUUGACCGCGCGCCGUCGGGGCCGCAGACUCCCGAAGAGGCGGUCUCUCGAGGGUCGUCUGUGUCCGGGCGUGCGAACGCCGUUUCGGGGACUCCUGCGCGCAGUCCACCACGCGUUGAUUCGGAAGCGCCGCAGUACGGAUCCAGUGUUGGAGGGGCGAGUUGCAGCGAAGGUGAGGAAAAGGAGCAACCGGACGUUCCAGGGUCCCCCGGAGAUGUCUCUGCUCGUGCCAGCGACAAGGUCCGGGUGACGGCGGCGGGAGAGACAGGCCAGAUAGGCAUCUCUUGGGGGCCCGUGGAGGAACCGGAGAGACGGUCGACGAAAAGCAGAUGGGAAUCGAAUUCUGGAGCCCCGAGCAGGGUAACGAACCACCCACGGACGACCAGGCCAAAAAGUCGGUAUUCAGCGUUCGAGCUUGAGGAUCCGGCGCGGUACCCGUCGCAGUCUUUGCCGUUCCAAUCCGUGCAAUACCCCAUGGAAAGUUCCAGGUUUUCACGGCGGAUGGAUUCUACGGUUCUUACAGACUUUGGCGUUAAACGUCUCCAGAAGGGUCACGCCUCAAGGCUCCUCUUGCUUCGCUUUGCCUUGGCCUUCCGCGUCGUAUCUGCCGUAGCGCUUCUCGCCGUUGGCACAUUCACAUUUUCUCGCGUUCGCGACAGCGUCACGUGCACAGCGGCGAUCUGCUACAAAGGGGAGAACGUUUUCUCCGUUGGAGAAGGAUACACUUGGGCAGACAGCAUGCUGAUAGCACUCGAGUGGCAGCUGUUGUGUCCAGUGCUUGUCCUGGUGACAACGAUUUUCUUCAACUCGUAUAUUACGUUUGCAGUCAUAUGGAACGGCUCGAAGGAAAACUUCGCCCGCGAAGAGAAAGCCACAACCAUUUGCUGCCUCAUCUCCACAUGUUGUCUGGCAGUGCUCGUGGCACCGCUGUUCCUCGUGAUGCACGGGUUCUGCAAUUUCAACUCUUACGACUGGACGUAUCUUUACGCUGAACCCGCCAUGCCCGCCGUGAGUGCGGGCCAGAUGCUUUGCGAUCAGAAGGGGCUCAUCAUGGUGACGGUAGGCGUGGCGGCCGCCGCAGUCCUUUCCGAGUUGUGUUUGUUCGUCAGGGGAUACACGCGAUUCUUUGAGGCUACUCUAAUUCUAGGUUACCUAAAAUUCGCCGCUGGUGCGACAGUCCUAUCCAUGGCCACUCUCGUCGUUCGAGACAGUACACAGUAUGAUAACGCCGUCCGAGAUAUUAGGAAUGCCUUGCUGCGGAACGCCGCGGAGGAACAACAUGAGAGUCACGUGGGGCCUUUGACUAACGUGGACAGACACGGAUUUCUCAUCCCUAUUAAUAUUUCUGAAACGGUCGAGGAGAGCAUGCCGAAUGUGGAAAUCCUACCUGUAGCUGUGUCGUCCCAGUAUUCUCUUUUCUUCGAUACCACAUUGAGUGCUCUCUACAUACUGGGCUUCGUAAAUGUGGGCUGUGGCCUCUAUGGGUGCUUUGCUGCCUGGAACCGCUGCCAAGUCCUCGCUACUAUUAAUGUCCUGAUUAAUUUUGUUUUUUUCGUGGUGAAUGCUGUGGGUGUCGGCGGAAUGCUCUUUGGCGCACAACAACUCAACUUCAUUUGCAACUACUCCGACUAUCCAGUGCGACAACUCGAUUACGACAUUUAUUUAUCUCGUCUUGUCUGCCAGUCGAGAGCCACGUACUUAACGUCUUGGGCAAUUCUGGCGAUUGCUGUUUUAAUCUUUUUUGUGGACUUCGUCGUGAGCGCCUGGGGUUUCAUUCAGAACUACUGUCGAAAGGAUCCAGGAGGGUCGUCUCAGAAGCGCCCUGUGACUGGGAAGGCAGACUGA